CUUUCUCGAAGUAAAUACAUUUUGCUUUCCGAUUACGAAUUCAUGUUUUCGCAUGGUUUCGAGAAGUAUAUGUACGAACUGGCAGAGAAAUAUCUGACCGCCAAUCCAAAAGCUGUACUGGUAUGCCGGAUUUUUGAAGCACUCGGCACUAUGUCCACAGUACCAAGAGACAAAGAUUCGCUGCAUAAGCGCUAUAUCAAUGGUACGGCUGUUCAAUUUCACGCUCUAUAUGCUGGCGAUGCACAUGAAAUCGCUGGCCUGGAUGAAUGGUUCGCACACAACAGUACUACUGCAGGACCUCAAAUCGACCAUACCAUACCGUAUAUCAAAUACUCAUGGGAGCCGCAGUUUGUUUCGCUGACAACGAUACCAUUUCACGACGAAAAUUUUCCAUAUCUUGUACGCGACAAUACUGUUCUUCGCUGGGAGAUGUGCCGUAUGAAUUAUACGUUUCUGCUAGUUCACGACCAUUUCAUGGUGCAUCCCGGGAUCAAGACAAAAGGCGUUCCACGAAAACAUGCUAUUGAGCAGUACAAUUUCGCCGCUUCUGAGUUCCGGGAACGAAUGGAUCGCUUAUAUCCGGAAACGAAAUCAUUAUGCCCAGCGCCGAGACCGUGA
This is a messenger RNA of Gongylonema pulchrum, 618 nucleotides long. NCBI's taxonomy places the organism in Eukaryota, Metazoa, Nematoda, Chromadorea, Rhabditida, Gongylonematidae. The record is from the annotation of a GenBank genome assembly.